AUGAGUUCUCAACCGAUCGGCCUGACUACAAUUCCGAGGUUGCUGCUGUACUACGCAUUUCUCAGUCUGAGAGUGGUUGGCGAACGCCUAAAAGACGAGCACUAUCUCGGAGAGAACUCUUCUAAGCCCGGGGCCGACACAAAGUCACUCAAUGCGAAUAAGCUAUACCUUGCGUCACGGUCGCACACCAACUUCGCCGAGAAUGUGCCGCUGGCAUUUAUCCUUGCCUCGCUUGUGGAGCUCAAUGGAGGCAGCCGUAGGACUCUGAGCUGGCUUCUUGGUAGCUUCUUGGUCUUCCGUGUGCUGCAUGCGGAGCUAGGCAUCAUGCAAUCCCAGGGCAUGGGAUAUGGCAGACCUGUCGGCUUUUUCGGCAGCAUAGGUGUGGUUGGCACGUUGGCCGCCUAUGGAGCAUUUUUAGUCAAAGGAUACUGGGGAUAUUGA
Messenger RNA from Colletotrichum spaethianum, 441 nucleotides. RefSeq lists its product as uncharacterized. Gene Ontology annotation, cellular component: membrane. Bases 1 to 441 code for a protein of 146 amino acids. The transcript is spliced from 2 exons. NCBI's taxonomy places the organism in Eukaryota, Fungi, Ascomycota, Sordariomycetes, Glomerellales, Glomerellaceae. The record is from RefSeq and is a predicted model, not a curated record.